AUGCUCGUCGGCAUCCUCCUUGCGGUGCUCGGCGCAUCUCCUGCUGCCGCCCUCGCGGCCCUCACUGACGAAGACUUGCGCAGCAUCCCUUCCCCCGGGGACGACUUCGACAUACACACGGGCAAGCUCCUGGCGCCCAUAUUGAUCCCCCGAGUGCCCGGCACAGAGGGCAGCUUCAAGACCCAGAAACAUUUUGUCGACUUCUUCAAGUCCUCGCUGCCAUUGUGGGAGCUCGCGUGGCAGAACUCGACAUGCGAGACACCCCUCAGCGGCACCAAAAAAGUGCCGUUUUCCAAUUUGAUAUUCAGUCGAGAUCCUCCCGGCUCGCAUCCCGGCGAUGUGUCGCGGUUGACCCUCGUGGCGCACUUCGACACGCUCAUCAAGCCCGAGGGCUUCGUGGGCGCCAUUGAUUCCGCCGCGCCGUGUGCCAUGCUGAUGCACGUGGCGAGGAGCAUCGACGCCGCCCUGACCAAGAAGUGGAAGGAGGACGACGGCAGCGGCGGGCUGGACGAGCGGCAGGGCGUGCAGAUACUGUUUCUAGACGGGGAGGAGGCCUUUAAGCAGUGGUCCGCUACGGACUCGUUGUACGGAGCGAGAUCUCUGGCCGAAGAAUGGGAGAUGACGUUCCACCCGGCGCUGUCGACCUUCCGCACCCCGCUCGAGAGCAUAUCCCUCUUCGUCCUCCUCGACCUCCUCGGCUCGCCGGACCCCAGCAUCCCCUCGUACUUUCUCCCCACGCACUGGACGUACCGGAGCAUGGCGGCCCUCGAGGCCCGCAUGCGCGCCCUCAACCUGCUCGAGUCGAAGCCCGCCAAGCCCUUCCUCUGGAACGCGGACAAGGAGCCGCACGAGUUUUACCGCAACUUCAUCGAGGACGACCACGUCCCCUUUAUGCAGCGCGGCGUGAAUGUGCUGCACAUCAUCCCCGACCGCUUCCCGGCCGUGUGGCACAAGAUUGACGACGAUGGCGACCACUUGGACCUGCCGACGACGCGGGACUGGGCGAGGAUCGUCACGGCCUUUGUGGUGGAGUUUAUGGAGCUGGGCGGGCUAUUGGACGCGACGGCUGCGACGAGCGCCGGGAAGACGAGUGCUACGGGGAGCGUGCAUAGCAAGAGGACUGAGCUGUGA
Molecule: messenger RNA, 1131 nt
Organism: Metarhizium acridum CQMa 102
Lineage: Eukaryota; Fungi; Ascomycota; Sordariomycetes; Hypocreales; Clavicipitaceae
Molecular function (GO): zinc ion binding; glutaminyl-peptide cyclotransferase activity
Source: RefSeq, a predicted model, not a curated record